This is a messenger RNA of Dioszegia hungarica, 1593 nucleotides long. Its product is annotated as putative allantoate permease. Bases 1 to 1593 code for a protein of 530 amino acids. Gene Ontology annotation, cellular component: membrane. The record is from RefSeq and is a predicted model, not a curated record. Gene Ontology annotation, biological process: transmembrane transport. Gene Ontology annotation, molecular function: transmembrane transporter activity. The transcript has 7 exons. NCBI's taxonomy places the organism in Eukaryota, Fungi, Basidiomycota, Tremellomycetes, Tremellales, Bulleribasidiaceae.
AUGAGCGCAACAAACUACGUUCAAGGCGACGACAUGGAGAAGGCGCACUCAACCCACGAGCUCGAGCAUGAGGCAGUUGACAAGAUGGGCAAUGAGCCGCGGGUAGUCCUUACCGAGGAAGACAACCGUCGCCUCUGCCGCAAGACCGACAAACGCAUCCUCGCCAUCCUCAUGUGGAUCUACUUCUUGCAGAUCUUCGACAAGGUCGUAUUCGGUCUCGGUAACGUCUUCGGUCUCAGUACCGAUCUCGCCCUCACCGGUGACCAGUACAGUUUCGCUGGAGCCAUCCACGCUAUCGCUCAACUCGCCUGGCAGCCCUUCUCGUCCUACAUCAUCGUCCGAAUCCCCGCUCGUCAACUCAUGACCUUCCUUGUCUUUGCGUGGGGCUGCUCGGCUGCUUGUAUGGCCGCCGCGACCAACUAUCAAGGGAUCUACAUCACUCGGUUCUUCCUCGGACUCUUCGAGGCCGGCUGUCUCCCACUCUUCUCCAUCAUCACCGCUCAAUGGUACCGUCGCUCCGAGCAGCCCCUCCGUGUCGCCUGUUGGUACGGGACCAACGGUAUCGCCACCGUCGUCGCUGGGAUUCUUGCCUUUGGACUCGGCCAUAUUAACGGAAGCUUCAAGGCUUGGCAGGCUCUCUAUCUCUUUGCUGGUGUCAUCACCGUUGCCUCGGCCCCUCUCGUCUGGUUCUUCCUCGACAAUGACGUCCAAUCCGCCCGCUUCUUCACCGAGGAGGAGAAAGUCAUGGCCGUCGAGCGGCUCCGCGCCAACCAGACCGGUACCGGAUCGCACGAGUGGAAGUGGGACCAAGCUCGCGAGACUUUCUUGGACCCCAAGACCUACCUCUGGCUCGGUAUUGCCAUGCUUCCCAACCUUGGCGCAUCCGUCACUGGUGUCUUUGGACCUACCCUGAUUCGCAACUUUGGCUUUGACAAGUUCAUUACCACCCUCCUCACUAUGCCCUUCGGCGCCCUCCAGACCAUCGCCAUCCUCAUCGGAUGCUACUGUGCUCAAAAGGUGUCCAACAAGUCCGGCAUCCUCUCGUUCCUCAUGGCGAUCGCCGUCGGUGGUUGUGUCAUGCUCUACACCCAAUCUGCCGCUGCCCUCGGCGUUCCCACUCUCACUCAGGCCCAGCAGUCCAUCUCUCUUGGCGGCUACUACCUCCUUGCUUUCCUUUACGGUGGAAACCCCCUUAUUGUCUCUUGGAUCAUCGCCAACACGGCUGGGCAGACCAAAAAGUCCGUCGUCAUGGCACUUUUCAACGCUGCUUCUGCGGCUGGUAACAUCGUCGGCCCCCUCCUCUUCACUGCCGCAGACGCUCCGCGAUACGUUCCUGGUAUCCGUGCCGUUUUGAUCAUAUUCAUCAUUUUGAUCGGCCUCAUCGCUCUCCAGGUUGUCGUUCUCUUCUUCCUCAACAAGCGGCGACAAAGCCAGCGGGUCGCCAAAGGACUACCGAAAAUCAUCCACGAUACAUCCAUGGAGGCCAAGUUCAAGGCGUACGGAGAGGACGAAGGAGCUGCGGGUACGAUGGGUGAGGAGGGUCUGCAUGAUGUCUCGGACAUGCGCAACCCGCUGUUCACGUACGUGUACUAG